Molecule: messenger RNA, 7577 nt
Organism: Monodelphis domestica (gray short-tailed opossum)
Lineage: Eukaryota; Metazoa; Chordata; Mammalia; Didelphimorphia; Didelphidae
Source: RefSeq, a predicted model, not a curated record
CAGUGGAAUGGAGGUGAGGGGGGUUAAGAGUAGUUUUUGCGAGUGUGUAUGGAGAAGCAGGAGGGAAAGAGUGUUUGGAUUGGAAGAGAAGGAAGGAGAUAAUUACAUUGUGCUUGGUUAGAAGUUGUUCCCAAGCCAGGUCCUAGGGGAGGCAGUGGAAAAUCACCUGUCUCUCUGUCCUCCCUGUGCCGGCUUGCCAUAUGGUAUCACAGCAAGCUAGACUGGUUUGGGUUAAGCGCUAACCUGAUUGUACAAGUGUAGCUGUCCAGAGUUGGCUAACUGAAAAGUUGUAAAGAAAUUGCUUUGAAAAUGACGAAUUCUCAUUUUUCUUUUUUGGGGCCAGUAUGAUGUCUUAUUUUUAACCUCGGGGGGGAGAGGCAGUCAGAAACCUUAUGUCAAGUGAAAAGAUUAUGAUUUAACCACAGAUAUUCUCAGCCCCUCACUCUCUUGUAGGGUCACAGGGCUAUAAUCUCUGGAGGGGGGGAGGCGAGAAGUACACCUUUAGGCUAGUGUGAUUGUAUGUACACAGCUUAAAGGCUUUUGUCCAUGGUGUCCAUUUAGUAUGUGUCCAGAUUGGAUGGAAAUCCUAAGAAUAAACUUCAUGGCCAUCUGUACUCUUCAUAUUGUCUCUCAAAAAUGUGGGAUAUACAUUUUUAAAAAGAAUGCAGGCAUUUUUCAAGGACUCUGCUAAUUUGCAUAGCUGUUCACAUAAGGUCCAUUUGUCUUGGGAGAGUUGUAUUUUCUUUCUUUAGAAAAUAAUGAAUGUGAUAAAUCUAAUUCAUGGUGGGGAUUUACUAUAGAUCUCCGAGUAGGGUCAGCUAUAUUAUUAGAUGAUUUAGUAGGGCUCAAAUUGAUUGUGUGUGUGUGUGCCGCGCGCGCAUGUGUGUAUGUGUACACACAAGAAAUCCAUGUCUUCACUCUAAAUACUGAUGAAAUGAUAUGUUGGUCUCCAGAAGGAGACUCUGGAAGGGUAGUAAAAUGAGUAAAAAUUGGGAUGGGAUUUUUCUAUCCUAUGAGAAUCGGUAGCACAGUAAUGAUGAAAGUAAGAGUUGAGGAAUAAUUUUUAAUUUUUAGUACAGUAUAGUACUCUCAGAAUUGUAAUGAAUAAGUCGUCUGUGUUUGGAGAGGCAUAUUAAAUUACCCAAGCUUGUUCCAUUUUAUUACUUCAGUCCUCAUUAAGUGUUGACAAUUGUUUACUCUGUUAAUACUUACUUUCAUGCCUGUUUUAAUUAUUUUAGGGGGAGGGAGGGUCCAUUAAAAUCCUAUUCAGCUUUAAAAUAAUUCAAAGAGAAGGAAAGGUUUUCUGUACAUUAUAAAAAUGUAUUCAGGUAGUGGUACCUUUUAAGGUCUCUGGGCAUAAAACAUGCAAGUGAAUUAAAUCAGAAUAAAACGUGUAUCUUUCAGUAUUUAGAAUUCUUGGUCUUAUAGAAAUUAUUUUGCUACUUAAGGAACAUAAAAUCUACCCUAAGUGUAGGAUUUUGAUGUUUUUUAAUAAGAUUCUGAAACCAAGAAAUGACCUGACUGUAUCUGUAAACCCAGAUGCACUAGGGAAAGAAGGGGGGUAGGGGGGGAGAAGAAAGGAGGAAAAAAAAAAGCUACGUGCUGCAGCAUAUCAGCUUUUGUCAACCUGCCAACAGUGGAACGUACCAUGCUGCAAGGAGUCAUAAAAAUGAAUUAGAAAACUCUAUGCUAGGAGAGAACAGUCCUAUUAAACACCUUUUUGAGUAGAUGAGCAUGCAUACAUUGCGGUACUGUUAAAUGUACGGUCUCCCUGAGAUUGAAAUAGUGUUAAGAUUAGUAGAGAACAAAAAUGAUGAAGCAGGAGGGGUCUGGUGACAUUAUUCUGACUUGAUUGGCUGGAGUGUAUGAUGUAAUAGGUUACAGUGCAGCCCCUUAUAGGUUUUAAAAUGAAUUCCAAGACACCAUUACAAAGAGAGCCUGACUCUUUUCUUAUAACUGAGCUUAACCAGGGAAACUCUUAUCCAAAUGUACAACACUGUUUGGAAUAUGGAAGACCUGGAGAUAGACUGUUCUAAGACAGAUAUACAUUGUGGCACAGACUUGAUGUUUUACAUAGAAAUGGAUCCUCCAGCACUGCCUCCUAAGCCACCCAAACCCACUACUGUAACAGCUAACAACGGUAUGAAUAACAAUAUGUCCUUACAAGAUGCCGAAUGGUACUGGGGAGACAUCUCAAGGGAAGAAGUCAAUGAAAAGCUGCGUGAUACAGCAGAUGGCACCUUUUUGGUACGAGAUGCAUCCACCAAAAUGCAUGGGGACUAUACUCUUACACUUAGGAAAGGAGGAAAUAACAAAUUAAUCAAAAUAUUUCACCGAGAUGGGAAAUAUGGCUUCUCUGACCCAUUGACUUUCAACUCUGUGGUUGAACUGAUAAACCACUACCGGAAUGAAUCUCUAGCUCAGUAUAAUCCUAAACUGGAUGUGAAAUUACUUUAUCCAGUUUCCAAGUACCAACAGGAUCAAGUUGUAAAAGAGGAUAGUAUUGAAGCUGUAGGAAAGAAAUUACAUGAAUAUAACACUCAAUUCCAAGAAAAAAGCAGAGAAUAUGACAGACUAUAUGAAGAUUAUACCCGUACAUCUCAGGAAAUCCAAAUGAAAAGAACAGCAAUUGAAGCAUUUAAUGAAACAAUAAAGAUAUUUGAAGAACAAUGCCAAACCCAGGAACGGUACAGCAAAGAAUAUAUAGAAAAGUUUAAACGUGAAGGAAAUGAAAAAGAAAUACAAAGGAUUAUGCAUAAUUAUGAAAAGUUAAAGUCUCGAAUCAGUGAAAUCGUGGACAGUAGACGAAGGUUGGAGGAGGAUUUGAAAAAGCAAGCAGCCGAGUAUCGAGAGAUUGACAAGCGGAUGAACAGCAUCAAGCCAGAUCUCAUUCAGUUGAGGAAGACAAGGGACCAAUACUUGAUGUGGUUGACUCAAAAAGGUGUCCGACAAAAGAAGUUGAAUGAAUGGCUGGGCAACGAAAAUACGGAAGACCAAUAUUCAAUGGUGGAAGAUGACGAGGAUUUGCCGCACCAUGACGAGAGGACAUGGAAUGUGGGAAGCAGCAACAGAAGCAAAGCAGAGAACCUCUUGCGGGGCAAACGAGAUGGCACUUUCCUGGUUCGAGAGAGCAGCAAACAGGGUUGCUUUGCUUGCUCUGUAGUGGUGGAUGGUGAAGUAAAGCACUGUGUGAUAAACAAAACCCCAACGGGGUAUGGAUUUGCAGAGCCAUAUAACUUGUACAACUCUUUGAAAGAGCUGGUGCUACAUUACCAACACACGUCCCUUGUCCAGCACAACGACUCUCUCAAUGUCACCCUAGCCUACCCAGUCAAUGCACAGCAGAGGCGAUGAAGAGCUCGUACUGUCUCUUUACCUAAAAAGUUCUACGAUGUUGAGGCCUCUGGAAAGCCAAGGGCUCCCCCCAGCCCCCCUCAGCCUAACCUGUGAUUUUGAGCUGCAGAAACAAAGCUGUCUGUCUUCAGAUAGGACUAGAGCUUUCUUCGGGGGAGGGAAAAAAGGAUGCGGGGGGAGAACGCAGCCUUGAGCUGCGGCCGUUCGUUUCUAAUCCGGAGUGGGUUUUUUGUUUUGGUUUUUGUUUUAAUUUAAAAAACCCGAAGAGGAAAAAAAUGAUAAAUCUCUGCCUGCAGGGACAUAGAGGCCUUUAACUAACAUGGUGCUUGUUUACGCUUUCUGAAGCUUUACCAGCCUGACGUUUGGACUGUGUGGACCGAGGGGCAGGCAGGGCUCGGCAGCCCUGCUUUGAGAAUUGAUCAGCCUGGACUGGAUUUUGGCAGGUCACUGUGCUCAGUGGACCCAGACACACACAGCACUGUGGAUGAUUUCAUUUUUCUGAUGAAUGAAUGAACAGGCGAACGAAUGAAUAUGUAGCAGAAAGACACUUCCACUUCUAAGGAACACUUUAAAAGGGACACUUUAAGAGAACUUCAGUUCACAUCUGUUCAGAGGAAUUGCUUAUAGUAGCCAAGUGCCAGGAAGUGUUUUGUUUAGACUUUAAAACAAAACAAAAAAAAGGAAGAAAAAAUACACCACCAACAAACCACCCAGUUUUGAGAAAUUGAGCUUCGAGAACAUGACUUUAAAUGAAAUACAGUAUAUAUAAAAUAUGUACAUAAUAUCAGAUGACUAACUAUCGAAUAGAUGGCUCCUAUCAAAACCAAACAGCUUCUCUUUUCUUUUGUUUUGCUGAAAGCUAAAUCCUUAGUGCUAUGCAAUUCUUCGUUUUCAUUAAGUUGUAUUUCAAUUUUAAAUGUACCUUCAGAAUAAGCUCUUCUGGGUUUUGUUGUUUGAAAAUGUUGUUUCCUCUGAUUUUUUUAUUAAUAUUCAUUUUGUUAUUUUUUUUUAAAGAAAGAAAUGUACAGGUUGCCAGUAAAAAUUGGCUUCAGAAUUAAAACUAUGAAAUAUUUUACAAUUUCCCUUGUACAGAAUACUUGGCUGUUAGCCCAAGGUUAAAAAGUUCAUAACAGAUUUUUGGACUAAAUGUUUUGUUGGGCAGUGCCUGAUAAGCUUCAAAGCUGCUUUAUUCAAUAAAAAAAAUAUAUGAAUAUUACAAAGUAUCAUUGAAGUCCAACAAUAUUGUUUUAAGAUUCUUAAAAAUACGGUACCUGGCAAUGUUUAUUUGAAAAAAACAUUGUAAGCUUCUUGUAUUGGGGUGGGUGGGGGUGGGUGGGUGGGGUGGACAAAAGAAGGAAGAUGGGAGAAAAGGAAAGAGUGGUUUGCACCUUCUCCUUCCCUUAAUGAUUGCAGAGUUUCAAGUGAUGUAAUUUGUUUCAGUCUUUUCCAAACCCUUUUGAUUUAUGAACUCACAGCCAGUUAAGUGAUAGUCUAAUUGACCACUGUAACUCUUUAAACCUCAACUAGCUGGUCAGAUAUUUCAGUUUUUAGGAAGGAAGUUUCGUUGAGUAUGUUUUUCUGUUAUUCAUAGAAAAGUACCUAAGUUUGUUUGGACACCUAUUUAUGGUCAAUUAAAAGUGAGCCUUUGUGAUUUAGAAGACUAUGAUUGUUUAAAAAGUUAGGAUUCCCAUUUUCUAAAACAAUUUUAUAAGGGAAGACAGGUUCUGAAAAGCAUCUUGAUUGUGGCAGCACCAAGUAUAUUCCAGCUGACCAAGAACCAAAGAUGUGUCAUCAUCAUCACCACCCACGCUGCAUCAGUGGUUUGACCAUUCCCAGAAAUCGUGUUCCUACCCCUUUUCUGUUCAUCCAGAUAAGUGUGUCUUUCUUUAUAGUAGGAGGGCAUAGGAAUUAGUCUAGGAGAGUAAUCCUUCCAGUUUUAGGGUAGGCAGAGGUACGUUUUCCUUAAUUUACAUAUGCAAAAUUAAUUUUGAUUGAUAGGAUUUGUAUAUGUACUGAAAGGAAUAAAUGCUAGUGGAAUUCUGGUCACUGUCCAAACUAAUUAACACAGGAGUCUGGAGACAUCGUUUUAACUUAGGAAAUGCUGUUAAGAGAUUGGUUUAAUUCACCUACACUUCAUUUGCCUCUCCACUUCUGCUGCUGUGAAGAUUAUUUUAGUUGCUUUUUGUAACCAGCAAUUGACUUUAUUUUCUGCGGAAUGUCUUAUCUCUCUCAAACUGAAAUCUUCACAUGUUUUAAGACGAAAGUUCAUUCUUAUGUCCAGACUGUCGGUUCAAAAGCUUGAGUAAAUUUUUCUGAGCUGCACAAGACUAUCGAUCAUCUUCCUCUCUUAUCGAGACAGAUCAGAAUUCAUCUGGACUAAAGUCUUUAACAGUAUUUCUUUUAUGAUCAGUUUGGGGGAGAUAGGGUUGGGUCAUGCCUCAAGUGGCACAAAAGUAUAACAAUUAGCGUUAUAUAGUUAACUAGCUUUCAUUGUAAUCCAGAUGUAGCAAGUUAAAUUUCACAUUGUUUCAAGAAAUAAAGACAAAUCAGUGAUGAAUUAUGUUUCGUAGGCAAACGCACAGAAGCAGAAUUGCUGUUUUUACUUAUAAGCAUUUUCCUCAAUAUAAUACCAAUAUAAAUGUUGGUAUUCCAACAUUUGCUAUCCUUGUAGCCAACAAGCACAUUUGCAGAAGUUAUUUUUUUCAUUAAAUAAUGAGGCAGAAUUCAUAGCCACAUAUCAUAGCAAGUUAUGCCAUAAACAUGGUACUGCAGCUCUACCAAAUGCCUCUGUGAUUGCUGAGUAGCAUGCCCAUCAUAGUUGUACUUCCAGACAUUUUACCAGCAUUCUGUAGUGUCCUUCAGGUUAAAUCCAACAGUCAAUGCUCACAGUCCUAAUGAAGCUUCCUGUAGACAUUAAUGGAUGAUACGUAUAUUAGAGCUACUUCUCAGAACUGUUUUAUCCACCCAGUUUUUCUCAUCUAUGUGACAUCCCAAAAAAGAAAAGUCAGAAACUAAGCUGCAAAGAUGCUGUUCCAGGGCUGUAGGAAAUGGGAGCAUUGCUUCUCAGUCUCAUUCCAUGGGAAGGAAGGAGAGAUCAUAAGUACAUGUAAAAACAAAAAAGCAUGUUUUUGAAUCAUCUUACGACUUAGACUCACGACCCUUAUAUAUAGAUAUAUAUAGUGUUAUAUAGAUAUAUUCACAUGUGCAUGGACUGUGUUUUCAAUGCACCUUUCAACAAAAAACAGAUACACAAUCAUUUACUUCAUUCAAGCACAUAACCAUCCAAACUUCUAAGAACAAUUUUUUGUGUAUGUGUGUUUUUUAAAGGUUGUGUUCGUUUCGUUUUGUAAUGGUGAAAACUGUUUGCAAGUGAAGUGAGAAGUACAGUAAUUUUAUGGCUUUUUUUUUCCCCCUUUUGGAAAAAAAGUAACUCCUUGCAGACUGGUCUGGAUGACUCUUAGCGGAGAAAUCUUCGUCCAAGUGUGUAGAGUCCAAAUGUGUCAUUGUGAGUGCUGUGGGGAAUCAGUGGCUUUGUUUUGUAGCUGGUUAUGAGUUAUUGUGCUUGGGAUGUCCUACUGAUGUUCCUCCUUGGGAGGAGCUCACUGCUGGUUGUAACAACUAUGCUUCUGUUCUGCAUGGUAUCCAAGUCAGUUAGGAAGUAGACCCUGGUAGCUGUGUAGGUUUGGGGUCAUUUAAAGAGAGGGGCAGUUCAAAGCACAAUGCCUCCCAUGGGACAAAGUUCCAAAAUGCCAAAAUUUUCUGAAGAUAAAACUUCUGGCGGUUGCGGGUUGGGGUAGAAGAUGGGGAGGAGGGAGUUGUUAUCCUAGGUGAGGAGGGGGAUAGGGCCAAUUGGAAAGAAUAUCCAUAUUACUGUUACACUUGUCACCAUGAGAGAGAGCAUUGGCUGCCCGGGAUGCUGCUAUUUAAUUUUUUUAAGAAAAAAAUUAAAAUUCAUUUUUCUUGUUAUUUUGCAAAGCUUUGUUCAAUGUUUUUACAAAAAAAUAUAUUGUUAAAAUAAAGUUGGUCUUUGACGAGAGGGAGGAUAUGAUGGUCAGUUGUAAUUUUGCCUUUACAAGGCAAUGGGGGGGUGGUGCUGGGGAAGUGUACCUCCUUGAAAUUUUGUUCAAACUCUUAAGAUUUGAUGGCUCUGUGUCUUGUUUUAAGUUGCUUUGAUGCAUUGUAUUAGGUCUUCAAAAAGAAUAAAGAUUGUUUUGAAACUUAAA